Oryza sativa Japonica Group (Japanese rice) is the source of this 1104-nucleotide messenger RNA. RefSeq names its product plant UBX domain-containing protein 7. Gene Ontology annotation, biological process: proteasome-mediated ubiquitin-dependent protein catabolic process. Gene Ontology annotation, cellular component: nucleus. NCBI's taxonomy places the organism in Eukaryota, Viridiplantae, Streptophyta, Magnoliopsida, Poales, Poaceae. The record is from RefSeq and is a predicted model, not a curated record. Gene Ontology annotation, molecular function: ubiquitin binding.
AUGGAGAACGACGCCCGCCUCCUCGAGUUUAUGGAGGUGACGUCGUGCUACGACGUCACCCUCGCCGCCCGGCAGCUCGCCUCCUGCGGCUGGCACCUCGACCGUGCCGUCGAUCUCUUCUACGCCGGAGUCGUCGAAGGCGGAGGACGACCGUCGUCGUGGUCCGCGCGACACGACGGCGAGGAGUCGACGUCGUCGGCGUCCGCGUCCACGUCGGUGCGCGCUCCGAUCUCCGCUCGCUCCGACACCCUCUACGGCGUCCCGUACCCGUCCGUCGGCCGCGCCACCCGCCGCCGCAGGCAGACCAGGUGGGAGAGCGAGGAGGACGCGGCUCUUCGGCGCCAGCGCGAGGGGGAGGCCAGCACCAGCACCAGCGGCUACGGCGGCGGUCGCGACGACUCGGACGACGAGCAGCCGCCGCCUGCGUCCAAGAAGAGGAAGCCGUCGACCCUGGCGGAGCUGUACCGGGCGCCGCGCGAGCUGACGUACAGGGGCGGGUUCCACAGCGCCAAGGUGCACGCGGCGAGGCUGUCGCGUUGGCUCCUCGUGAACGUGCAGGCGGAGUACGGCGGCCGCGAGUUCGCGUCGCAUUUGCUGAACCGCGACGUGUGGGCGGACGAGACGGUGGCGAUGUACGUGCGGGACAACUUCGUGUUCUGGCAGGCCGACGAGGGAGACAGCGGCGGCGAGGGCAGCAAGGUCUGCUGCCACUACAAGCUCGACCGUGCCAAGCUGCCCGCCGUGCUCUUCGUCGACCCCGUCACCGGGCAGCUCAUGGAAAAGCUGCACCAUAUCACGGACCCGACCGACUUUCUCAUGGCCGCCGAGAAGUUCAUCGACUCGAAGUCGUUCAUAUCCACCACCACCAGAGCUAACAGAAUUACCUACCACCGCCUUACCGUGGUGGGCAAGGAGUUCGGCGGCCAAUGCGGGGUGGACGCGCUCUUCGCCUAUUGCCGGUCAGUCAUCGGCGUCGAGCAGCCGUUCCGGGUGAUGCGGAUGCCGGCGACGGCCGGCGCGAAGGAAGAAGUGCGCGAGGACAAGGACGUGUCGUUUGAGCAGCUGGGGCUUAACAUGUCCACGGUGUACGUGCUUCUAGACUAG